UCCGGCAACAAUGUCGCCAAAGAGAAGCAAAGGUGAUAUUGAAACGGGGGGUGAAGGCCACCUCUACCCCAUGAUGCUUGAGAGCCCGCCGAUGCGUUGGGCUUUCAUUCGAAAGGUUUAUGCCAUAUUGUCCAUGCAACUGCUUCUGACCGUCGUGGUUGCCGCCAUUGUCGUCGUAGUCGAUCCAAUAUCAGACUUCAUGGUCCACAACAGGGCCGGCCUAGGCCUCUACCUAUUCAUUGUGGUCCUUUCGUUGAUACUAAUGUGUGCAUUGGCGGCUUUUCACAAGCGUCAUCCUGUGAAUCUCAUUCUUCUUGGGAUGUUUACGCUCACCAUGGCCUUCACCAUGGGCUUGAGUUGUGCCUUCGUUAAAGGGAAGAUUAUUUUGGAGGCUGCAAUUUUAACCAGUGUAGUGACCAUUGGUCUGACCCUCUACACAUUCUGGGCUGCAAAGAGAGGCCACGAUUUCAGCUUUCUUGGGCCCUUUCUGUUUGCCUCCCUCCUGGUGCUCCUUGUUUUUAGCAUGAUUCAGAUGUUUUUCCCAAUGGGAAAGUUGUCGACAAUGAUAUUCGGGUGCUUGGGCGCCAUCAUAUUCUCUGGAUUCAUCAUAUACGACACUGACAACAUGAUCAAGCGCUACGAAUACGAUGACUUCAUCUGGGCUGCAGUUUCCCUUUACUUGGAUAUCCUCAAUCUCUUCAUUGCUCUCAUUAAUAUCUUAACUGCUUCCGACAGCUAGAAUCCUAUUUUCUUCAAUGUCUUUGCUUUGUAUUGUAUGUUCAGGGAGCUGGCCUAUAUCUGAGUCUGAUUUAUAACAUGCAUGCAAGCUCUUUGAUUGCUCGUAGUUCCAUGUACAGGCUUUCCAGAUUUUUCACAGCUGGUACCAAGUACGAAUA
Vitis vinifera (wine grape) is the source of this 896-nucleotide messenger RNA. Its product is annotated as protein LIFEGUARD 4. The record is from RefSeq and is a predicted model, not a curated record. Lineage: Eukaryota; Viridiplantae; Streptophyta; Magnoliopsida; Vitales; Vitaceae. Gene Ontology annotation, cellular component: membrane. The coding region runs from base 11 to 739 and encodes 242 amino acids. The transcript has 4 exons.